UUGCCCAGCGCCCACAGCCUAGACAUCAUUGAAUUGGAGAGAAGUGUGAAGCGCUCCUUUGAACCCUGAAGCUAGUAACCCACCUCCUGCCUUGCAUUAUUUCCCAGUGCCCUACUAUCUUCCCAUUCUGGAUGCUUUCCACAAAGUCUAAUGCAAAUAUUUCCUGCUGCUGUUCAGCCACAGCAUAAAGAUGAAUCCCAGUUGCUUCAUCUCUCAGGGAUUCCUAGGACUCAGAGUAAGGCAGUGAGAUCUUCUCUACCCACCUUACCUGGCCAUGAAACUCACAAACCAUAGCCAUCAGAACCCAACCUCCUUUCUGCUCAUGGGAAUUCCAGGCCUGGAGGCAUCCCACUUUUGGAUUGCUUUUCCCUUCUGCUCCAUGUAUGCCCUGGUAGUGCUGGGAAGCAUGGUGGUGCUGCUAGUGGUACAUUCAGAGCCUGUAUUGCACCAGCCCAUGUACCUGUUCCUCUGCAUGCUAUCCACCAUUGACCUGGUCCUCUGCACCUCCACUGUGCCCAAGCUCCUUGCACUUUUUUGGGCAAAGGAUGCUGAGAUCACCUUUGGGGCCUGUGCUGCCCAGAUGUUCUUUAUCCAUGGCUUCUCAGCUGUAGAAUCUGGUAUACUGCUAGCAAUGGCCUUUGACCGCUACUUAGCCAUCUGCCGGCCUCUGCACUAUGGGUUGUUGCUCUCCCCAGAGUCUGUAGGCAAGCUGGGGGCUGCAGCUGUGCUUCGUGGCUUGGGACUCAUGACCCCACUCACCUGCUUGCUGGCAAGACUGAGGUACUGCAGUCGAGUGGUGGCCCACUCCUACUGUGAACACAUGGCUGUGGUGAAGCUGGCUUGCGGAGAAACACAGCCAAACAACAUCUAUGGCAUCAUCGCUGCCACACUGGUUGUGGGCACUGACUCCAUCUGUAUUGCUGUCUCCUAUGCACUCAUCCUCCGGGCUGUGUUAGGCCUCUCCUCCAAGGAGGCAAGGGCUAAGACCUUUGGCACUUGUGGCUCCCACCUGGGGGUCAUCCUUCUCUUCUACACACCAGGACUCUUCUCCUUCUACACACAGCGGUUUGGCCAGCACGUGCCCCGGCACAUCCACAUCCUCCUGGCUGACCUCUACCUGGUUGUGCCACCCAUGCUCAACCCCAUCAUGUAUGGUAUGAAGACCAAGCAGAUCUGGGAUGGGGCCCUCCGGCUUCUGAAGUGGAGCCCUGCUCAGUCAUAG
Messenger RNA from Chlorocebus sabaeus (green monkey), 1222 nucleotides. RefSeq names its product olfactory receptor 52P1-like. Lineage: Eukaryota; Metazoa; Chordata; Mammalia; Primates; Cercopithecidae. Gene Ontology annotation, biological process: G protein-coupled receptor signaling pathway. Gene Ontology annotation, molecular function: olfactory receptor activity; G protein-coupled receptor activity. Gene Ontology annotation, cellular component: plasma membrane. The record is from RefSeq and is a predicted model, not a curated record.